GCAACCAUGUGCUUCGUCUUGAUAUUUUGAUGUGUAGCGUGUGCUGGAAAUAUCCGACACAUUCUGGCUUCAAUGAAAAGCGACGCAGCAGCGACAGCAGGCGUACAGGGCAGCGGCAGCCGUGCUUGGAUGGAGGUAGUGCUUGGCUCGAGCGGCGAGUAUUGCCUGGCACAGCACAAAUAAGGGAGCCCCUCUGCCAAUGUACUGUGUGCCCUAUGGGGUAAGCGGUCUGGCUGACUGUGCAGUGCUGCGCCGCUGUGCCAUGUCCGCACCAGCCAUGAGGCAAAAGGGGGCAGCCAUGCGGCCGGGGCCUUCCGAGAUCGACUUCAAGAACAUGCGCUUUCUCAUCACGGACCGCCCCACUGACGCCACUGUGCCAGCCUUCCUGGAGGAGUUCAAAAAAAGGAAUGUCAAGGAUGUGGUCAGGGUAUGUGAAGCCACUUAUCAGAAGGAUUUGCUUGAGAAGGAAGGCAUUAACGUGUGGGACUGGCAGUUCGAUGAUGGGUCCCCACCCCCAGCACGUAUUGUGGAGGAGUGGUUCCAUUUGCUCAGGAAACGCUUCAAGGAGGACCCAGACUGCUGCAUAGCUGUACACUGCGUUGCCGGCCUGGGCAGGGCACCUGUAUUGGUUGCAUUAGCGCUUAUUGAAUUAGGUAUGACUUAUGAGGAUGCUGUGGAGCUCAUAAGGCAGAAACGACGGGGAGCCAUCAAUGCCAAGCAGCUCUCCUACUUGGAGAAGUACCGUCCCAAGUCGCGGCUGAGGCUGCGCAAUGGGCAUCGGCAGUGCACCAUACAGUGAAGGCUUCCCUUUUUCCGAUCCACCUUUUAUUUUUAUUUUUCUAUGUUGCUGCGACCAUUUUGACCUCGCUCCUGGCAGUUUAUUCCGCCAUCUUUCCUUCCCCACUCUGGGCACGUGGCUCCUUGGAUGCGGUGGCACCCUCGUGUUCAAACUCCCUUCGAGUAUUGGGAGGGAUGGCAAGCGACUUUCGCCUUGUCGCUGCACACAUUCAGCCAGUGCUUCUCGUAGCACUCUUUGGUUGACUUCUUGGCAUCCUUUUUUUUUUUUUUUUUUCAGUGUACACCUUUUUCUUUCAUCGUCUUCUAAUAUCCCACAUCUUAAUCUCGCAGCAGCAACUAACGUAUUUUGUCCAUUCACGGAGUGGCAGAGUGAUAGGAUCCAGAGAGUGUAUUUUGCGGAAACUGCAGGUGAGGUGAUUGAUGCAGGGGUGCAUGCGUUCGGACUGUUGCAAAGUAGCGGUAAUUGUUUACUUUCGUUCAUGCACCUUUCCUCUCGUUCUCCCACAUCCUCAUUGUGUGGUAUAAAAAAAAAACUCCUUUCUAUCUCUGAACAUCUCAAAGUGUAGAGCCAGUGUGCCCAGAGCUUUUACCUGAGUUUUUUUGUCUCGCCAUCACACUAUUCGCAUCUUUGCUAGAGUGCUCUUUUUUUUUUUCCCUUUUUCAUUGUUGCGUAUAGUUUCAAUUGCAUUAUAGAGGAGCCCUUUCAAAGCUGUCUCUGAAGCGGAUCCUGGGAUCUUCCUUUUUUUUCUCCCUCUUCCUAGUCCUUUUAAUUUAGGCGAGUUUCUUUGCAAUAUGCUUUUUUUUGCUGGCGGCUGCAAAGGCGUGAGCGAUGAGUUUACAUAUAUACACCCCUUUUACUCCAUAAUGCACGAGCCCAAGUUAAAGGAACAAAGGAGGUGUAUUUAGCCAGCCGUAGAUGUUCUCUUAUCCUUGUUUUUUCUAAGCAAAACUCUGUCGUGGUGGUGUUGCAAAUGGCAGACGAGCAUUCGACUUGGCUGCACCUAUCUAUGAAAACUCGUUUAGCUCAAAGAACAUUCGCGAUUCAAUUUGCGUUCUCCAGCAUCUGAUGGUCUCAUUCAGUGCUCGUGGAAAUGCUUUUUUUCUGUUGAUGACGCGCCAUUAAUUAUUUAUUCCGUAGAGAAAAGUUGCUCCGAAGCCGCCACACGACACAGGAAAUGCCAUUGGGAUUGCCCGUCAUUGCUACUUUUUUGCCAUUCUCCGCGACUUUGUCGUGUUUAGUUAGCUCAAUGCAAAUCUCUCGUUCCCUCCUUUUUAAUUCGUGCCGACGUGACUACUCAGGUGUGCUGGCUAGUCGUGCAUGUAGGGAGGCCUGCCUGCCUGCCAUUGGGGGACGUGAAUGUGUUGAUGUAGCAGCAAAACGUCAUGUAAAAUAUGUUGUUUACAUAUCCAUUUGGAUUGUGCCCUUGUGAAAAAAAAAAAACUAACUCAUGGUGUUUCGACAGCGAUUAUAAAGAUCUUUUCAGAUAA
This is a messenger RNA of Rhipicephalus microplus (southern cattle tick), 2286 nucleotides long. It is a transcript of the gene PRL-1, whose product is annotated as protein-tyrosine phosphatase 4A family member PRL-1. Lineage: Eukaryota; Metazoa; Arthropoda; Arachnida; Ixodida; Ixodidae. The record is from RefSeq and is a predicted model, not a curated record. Gene Ontology annotation, biological process: protein dephosphorylation.